Bradysia coprophila is the source of this 861-nucleotide messenger RNA. RefSeq names its product ER membrane protein complex subunit 10 (gene EMC10). The record is from RefSeq and is a predicted model, not a curated record. Lineage: Eukaryota; Metazoa; Arthropoda; Insecta; Diptera; Sciaridae. Gene Ontology annotation, cellular component: EMC complex.
AAAUGUACGGAUGUGUGCGUGUAUGUCAUGUCACAGUUUAUUUUACACACUGGCUGGAUUGAAUUGACAUCGUAUCGAGAAAAAAUCAUUAAUUAAAUAUUCAGUGAACAUGUUCUUACAGCUCUGCCUGACGAUUCUGUUAAUUUCAUCAAUUUCAGGAUCAUCUUUAGAGUACGAUGGUUGGCUUCACAUAAACUUGUACCACGCAAUCGACAAAGACCUGCCCGACAAAUUUACGCCUCGCGGUAACAUAACUAUUUCUAGUCUGAACUCGGGUUCGUUUACAAUGGUUCAAGAACCAUUGUCGAAUAACGAACGCCUGAAAAUUAAGAAAUUGGCAGAAAGUGACAGCAUGUACCGAUUAAAAGCAGUCGUGUCAGGUCAGAACGGUGAGGAGUACAAUUUUUUGACGUACUCACGAGCUUGUGCAUUAGCUGCUUCUCAAUUGAAAGAUGUCCUAUGGGUAUCACUCAACCAUGUCGGCCAUGUACUCGGUGUAAGCCAAACGAUAUACGGCACUGGCAAUUGUCGCGAUCAAAGCCACUUCCAACAAGUUGAUGCCCUGGAAGAAUUCAAUACAGACGUAGUGGUCAAGCAUACCGAAUUGGCACCAAUCCCGGACACAGCAAGUUUCAUUCAGAAAAUGGAAAGAGAAAGAGAAGCCAGAGAACGGGGCGAUGUGAAAGACAAUCGAGGUUUCUUAGCCAAAUAUUGGAUGUAUCUUCUUCCAGUCGUCGUGUUAGUCUUGCUUUCAGGUGCAUCGAAUCCUGAAGGAGGCGCGGCAAGGUAGGGAUUCUGCUGAUUUUGUGAAUUUAUUUAUUGAAAUAAACCACCGUGAUGUCGUUUGAGUCACUAAAUUUA